AUGAAAAUACGGUUAAUACCCUCACUACUCUUCAGUCUCCGCUAUAAUGCCAAGAACAGAGCCCGAAACCCCAAAAACGACAACGACGACUUUCGCAACCUAGUCUCCGAGCAACGCAGCGAGCUCAUGGCCGCCGAGACCUUCGAGUCCGACCUCGACCUCGCCUUCCGCCUCCAACUCCAAGAAGCCCUCGCCGCGUCCCUCGCCCUCGAACCCUCCUCCUCCCCCUCCCCCUCCGCCGCCGCCGCUCCAGUCCCUCAUCCUCCCAGAAACGAUGACGCUCCGCGCUUCGCCGCCGCCCAGUCCGAGGAGCUCUCGCGGCUGGAGCAGGAGCUGAAGGACCGCGAGCAGAGUGCGAUCGCGAUGCGGCGGGAGAGGGAGGAUCUCGCCCGUCGAAUUCACGACCAGAGGGUCGCCAGGGAGAUUCUGAGGAUUCACGACGACGAUUGGAGCGAUUGGGGCGAGAAUUUUGCGAAACCGUUCGGCGAGGGCUCGUCGAAGAGCGCGAUUUGGAAAGAUGAUUACAGCGAGGAGAGCGAGAGCGAGGAGGACGAUUCCGUGUUCGGAAUCUACUUCAAGGGAUUGGUGAGCGAGGAGAGGAUUGAGGGGAGCGACAAGACUGUGCUGGCCGGUAUCGGCGUCGCCAUUUGCGAUUCGAGGGAUAAUUUGAUAUUCGAGGUGAGGAAACCGUUGCUUGGGAAUGGAUUGAACAAAGCUGCCGCGGACGCCAAGGCCUUGAUCGAAGGGCUUAAUGCCGCUCUCGCUUUGGACUUGAAGCGGAUCAUUCUGUACUGCGAUUACUAUGCAUCUUACCAAUUCAUUUCUGGGAGAUGGCAAUCCAGGCAAAACAAGAUUGCUGCGCUUGUCGAUCAGGUGAAGAGUCUUCAAAGAAAAUUUGAACGUUGCGAGACAAGGCUUGUGGCACGAAAUGAGAUUAAGUUUGCAUUUAAACUUGCAAGAGAUGCAAUACAGUCUCAGGUCAACAGGACCGUGGAAUCUAACCAACGCAAGAAUCUAGAUGAGACUUGCGUGAUUUGUUUGGAAGAUACUGACAUCAGUCAGAUUUUUUCAGUCAAUGGUUGCAAGCACAGAUACUGCUUUUCUUGUAUGAAACAACACGUGGAGACAAAGUUGCGCGAGGCGCUGGUGCCUAAAUGCCCUCACCAUGGCUGUAAAUCCGAACUUGACGUCGACAGUUGCGAGAAAUUCCUGACACCUAAAUUUAUGGAGAUUAUGCGCCAACGCAAAAAGGAAGCUAUAAUUCCUGUUACAGAGAGAGUUUAUUGUCCUGAUCCAAGGUGUUCUGUUUUAAUGUCGAAAACUGAAGUUCUAGAGCAUUCAAGAAAAGAAGGCCUUAAUGUUGAUGUGUCAGGAGCUAGGAGAUGCGUGAAAUGCAACGGCGUCUUCUGCAUCAACUGCAAGGUCCCUUGGCAUCGUGACAUGGCUUGUGAUCGUUACAAGUUGUUGAAUCCUAAUCCGCCCGCGGAGGACGCAAAGCUUAAGCUUCUUGCAUUGAGGAAUCUGUGGCGCCAGUGUAUAAAGUGCAACCUUAUGAUUGAGCUUGCUGAAGGCUGCUUCCAUAUGACUUGCAGAUGUGGGUAUGAGUUUUGUUACAACUGUGGAGCUGAGUGGAAAGACAAGAAAGCAACUUGUUCGUGUCCACUUUGGGAUGAGGAUCGUAUAUGGCAUGAUAGGAAUAGAGACUUUGACGAAGAGGAAGGAGAGGAAGAAGAGGAGGAUGACGACUUCUAUGACUCAGAUGAAGAAUCUUUGUUCUGAUUAUUAUCCUACAGAAAUUUCCGAUGUAAAUGAUCUCGUUUCUCAAAUUUCCGAUGUAAAUGAUCUCGUUUCUCAAAUUUCCUUGCAUUAUCUUCUUUGUGACUGCAGGAUAAUUCAUAAUCACCAUUCAUGUUCAUAUA
Molecule: messenger RNA, 1919 nt
Organism: Morus notabilis
Lineage: Eukaryota; Viridiplantae; Streptophyta; Magnoliopsida; Rosales; Moraceae
Exons: 3
Coding region: 1-1779 (592 amino acids)
Biological process (GO): ubiquitin-dependent protein catabolic process; positive regulation of proteasomal ubiquitin-dependent protein catabolic process; protein polyubiquitination
Cellular component (GO): ubiquitin ligase complex; cytoplasm
Molecular function (GO): ubiquitin protein ligase activity; RNA-DNA hybrid ribonuclease activity; zinc ion binding
Source: RefSeq, a predicted model, not a curated record